AAUUGAAUUACCCCCCUUACACCAGUUGAAAAAAAGAGCGCCAAUAUAACUAUUUUUCGCGCCUUUUGAUCACGUGAUCGGUACUUGUAAAUGAUAAGUCCCGAGAAGUUACGAGUAAUUUUGAUGGCCAUAAUGGUGGGAAGAAAACGUCGAAAUAAGUUGGAUACACCAUGUGACUUUAGAAAAAAAAAAGAAAACUGUGAAACAGACUAUUAAAGAAUCAACUGGUGGCAUUCAAUCAGAUAGGAUUGUAUGGUCCAAACUGCCACAAACACCUAUCCUUUGGCCUGUAAGAGUGGUGAAUCAGGAGCAUUUAGAAACUGAAAUAUAUUGCUACUCAGAUAACGCAUACAUUGCAGUAAAAACAAAAGACAUGCAUGUGUUUCCUGGAAAUGACUUUCACAAAAUAAAAACUGAAGCACUAGAAUUACUAAAGAAGAAAAAAAUGGUGGAAACAUCAAAAUUAUUUCUUCAAGAUCUUGAUUGGGCGAUGAAGAUGAAAUCAUCCGUCAUUGACCCAAUAACUGCAAUGGAUAGUCAAUUGCAAGCGUCAGAAUCUUUAGAUAGUACAUUGAAAAAAUCAGUCACCGUUAACACCAUCACUGCAAUGGAUAGUCAAUUGCAAGCGUCAGAAACUUUAGAUAGUACAUUGAAAAAACCAGUCACUGUUAACACCAUCACUGCAAUGGAUAGUCAAUUGCAAGCGUCAGAAACUUUAGAUAGUACAUUGAAAAAACCAGUCACCGUUAACACCAUCACUGCAAUGGAUAGUCAAUUGCAAGCGUCAGAAACUUUAGAUAGUACAUUGAAAAAAUCAGUCACCGUUAACACCAUCACUGCAAUGGAUAGUCAAUUGCAAGCGUCAGAAUCUUUAGAUAGUACAUUGAAAAAACCAGUCACCGUUAACACCAUCACUGCAAUGGAUAGUCAAUUGCAAGCGUCAGAAUCUUCCGAGAGUACAUUGAAAAAAUCAGUCACCGUUAACACCAUCACUGCAAUGGAUAGUCAAUUGCAAGCGUCAGAAACUUUAGAUAGUACAUUGAAAAAAUCAGUCACUGUUAACACCAUCCCUGCAAUGGAUAGUCAAUUGCAAGCGUCAGAAUCUUUAGAUAGUACAUUGAAAAAAUCAGUCACCGUUAACACCAUCACUGCAAUGGAUAGUCAAUUGCAAGCAUCAGAAACUUUAGAUAGUACAUUGAAAAAACCAGUCACCGUUAACACCAUCACUGCAAUGGAUAGUCAAUUGCAAGCGUCAGAAUCUUUAGAUAGUACAUUGAAAAAAUCAGUCACCGUUAACACCAUCACUGCAAUGGAUAGUCAAUUGCAAGCGUCAGAAACUUUAGAUAGUACAUUGAAAAAACCAGUCACCGUUAACACCAUCACUGCAAUGGAUAGUCAAUUGCAAGCGUCAGAAUCAUUAGAUUGUACAUUGAAAAAAUCAGUCACCGUUAACACCAUCACUGCAAUGGAUAGUCAAUUGCAAGCGUCAGAAUCUUUAGAUAGUACAUUGAAAAAAUCAGUCACUGUUAACAGCAUCACUUCAAUGGAUAGUCAAUUGCAAGCGUCAGAGUCUUUAGAUUGUACAUUAAAAAAAUCAGUCACCGUUAACACCAUCACUGCAAUGGAUAGUCAAUUGCAAGCGUCAGAAUCUUUAGAUAGUACAUUGAAAAAAUCAGUCACUGUUAACAGCAUCACUUCAAUGGAUAGUCAAUUGCAAGCGUCAGAAACUUUAGAUAGUACAUUGAAAAAAACAGUCACUGUUAACACCAUCAUUUCAAUGGAUAUUAAAUUGCAAGUGUCAGAAACUUUAGAUAGUACAUUGAAAAAAUCAGUCACCGUUAACACCAUCACUGCAAUGGAUAGUCCUGCGCCAGAAACUGCAGAUAGUUCAAAGCUAGAAUCUUUAGAUAGUACAUUGAAAAAAUCAGUCACCGUUAACACCAUCACUGCAAUGGAUAGUCAAUUGCAAGCGUCAGAAUCUUUAGAUAGUACAUUGAAAAAAUCAGUCACCGUUAACACCAUCACUGCAAUGGAUAGUCAAUUGCAAGCGUCAGAAACUUUAGAUAGUACAUUGAAAAAAACAGUCACUGUUAACACCAUCACUUCAAUGGAUAGUCAAUUGCAAGUGUCAGAAACUUUAGAUAGUACAUUGAAAAAAUCAGUCACCGUUAACACCAUCACUGCAAUGGAUAGUCUUGCGCCAGAUAGUUCAAAGGAGAAAUCAGUCAUUAACACAUUCAAUGCAAAGGAUAUUCAAACUACAGAACCUUCAAAUAGUACAAAAGAUCUGUCUGGCAUGAUUGAGUACAGAGAUCCUGUAUAUAUUUCAUUGGAUUCUGGAUUGUUUGCAGUGCAAGAAAUUAAGAAGGGAGAUGAAGUUAUUAUAUCAAUUACCCCAGUAACCAUAAAAACUGGCAAUGAUCAACAGACUGUAAAUAAAGAUGAAGUUAUAUAUGUAGCUGAGCGCUUGGGGUGUUCAACUCAACAAGAAAUGAACAGUACAAUUCAACAAAAGUUGGACAGCCCCAUUGAAAUAACACAAGGAAUCGAUUUUGAUGAUGAAGACCUUGAUGAGCAGCAUGAUAAAAAUGAUCCUGAUUAUGUCCCGUCUUCAGAAGAACAAUUAUCAGACAAAUCCUUAGAAGAUGAAUUUAUUCAUAGUCUAAACAAGAUACAUAAUGAUGAGGAUAGUGUUGCCAGAGACUAG
Mytilus californianus (California mussel) is the source of this 2707-nucleotide messenger RNA. RefSeq lists its product as uncharacterized. The transcript has 5 exons. The coding region runs from base 374 to 2707 and encodes 777 amino acids. Lineage: Eukaryota; Metazoa; Mollusca; Bivalvia; Mytilida; Mytilidae. The record is from RefSeq and is a predicted model, not a curated record.